Messenger RNA from Cylicocyclus nassatus, 246 nucleotides. The record is from the annotation of a GenBank genome assembly. Lineage: Eukaryota; Metazoa; Nematoda; Chromadorea; Rhabditida; Strongylidae.
AUGAUCCAAUGCUGGUUAGACCUCAUGCGAGGAGUUUUUCGGAAGGUUCAGCACCUCCUACAGAUGCAGACGUCAGUGUCGCCAUUAUCAAAAAGCCCCUCCGCACCUCCAAAACCUGCCGAGUUAGACGUUGCUGAAAAGGUUGUCUCUGAAGAACAGACGGCAUCCACCGAGGGUGAUAUCCAUACUGCUGUUUCCUCCACCCCCAAGAAAGACGUUGUCGAAGAUGCAUCUCAAAAAACUUAG